Messenger RNA from Parascedosporium putredinis, 483 nucleotides. Lineage: Eukaryota; Fungi; Ascomycota; Sordariomycetes; Microascales; Microascaceae. The record is from the annotation of a GenBank genome assembly.
AUGACGGAGGGUGCUCUUCGUAAUCUCGGGUCCAGCAGCGAGGAGCUGGCGGGCAUCCUGAGAAGCGAAAGCAGCGGACAUGGACAUUCCAGCACGAGAGAGUUACCGGAUGAUUACAGUUCCGUCCAAACCAACGCAGAGCUCCGAAACACCGAGCCGGCGGCCGCCUCCGCUCAUCGAGAUGCCAACUCCGAAGUCAUCGAACGAUGGAUUAGGCUCCAACUCGCAGACAAUGGAGCAGCCUCCACCAACGACCACGCCUACCGAGAGGCACCCACGCCGCGGAACGACGUCCACCGAUCUCCGGAGUCGUGGGGCCGCGCGCCGGGAUACAUGGUUUGCUACGCUGAUCUGGGCAGCGAGGGCCACAGGAGAGUUUCGGUGUAUAAGAUGGGGGCGGAGGGGCGGUGGGAACUGGUGGGGGAGGCGUUUGGGGAGCUGACGUUUGGCCAGCUGUACUUUGCAGCCCCGUCGGAGGCCUAG